Chenopodium quinoa (quinoa) is the source of this 876-nucleotide messenger RNA. RefSeq lists its product as uncharacterized. The record is from RefSeq and is a predicted model, not a curated record. Gene Ontology annotation, molecular function: zinc ion binding; nucleic acid binding. The coding region runs from base 1 to 876 and encodes 291 amino acids. NCBI's taxonomy places the organism in Eukaryota, Viridiplantae, Streptophyta, Magnoliopsida, Caryophyllales, Amaranthaceae. The transcript is spliced from 2 exons.
AUGGCGGAGGAUCUGAUUUCUCGUUACGAAAACUUACGUUUGGAGGAGGAUGAAGGAGGGAUUGUGGAUUUAGGGGAUGUGGAUUCUUCGAAUUCGCAGGAAAAUUUUAACCUUUUGCUGAUCGGGAGACUUGUGACGGAAAGACCAUACAAUGUUGAGGCCUUUAAAGCUACGAUGACUAAGGUAUGGGCAUUGUCCAGGAAAAUUGUGAUUAGAGUGCUUGGACCUAAUUUAUUUGCUUUUCAAUUUUUUCACUGGAGAGAUAAACAAAAAGUUCUUGAUGGUAGAGCUUGGUGUUUUGAUAACUUACUGUUGGUUCUUAAGGAGGUUGAAGGUGACAAACAACCUGAGCGCAUAGCAUUGUACCAUUCUCCUUUCUGGGUUCGAAUAAAACACCUGCCAUUCAAUUGCAGGUCUGAUAGUGAUGUUAGGGAGUUGGUGAGUAAUCUGGGCGAGGUGUUGGAAAUAGAGGAAGAUCUCCUGGGGCUUGAUCGAUAUCGUAGAGUUAGGGUGUUGAUUAAUAUUGCUAAACCCCUGCGUCAAUUUCAAAGAAUCCGUGACAAAGGAGGCAAGGAAAUUUGUGUGGAAUUUGCAUAUGAGCGUUUGCCUUAUUUUUGUUUCGCUUGCGGUGUCAUUGGACACUCUGAGAAAGACUGUGAGUUGGUGUCGGAGGAAACUAAGAAACAAAAAUUGGGGUGGGGUGGGGAAGGCGAAGUAAUGGAGAGUAAGGAGUGUGAUGAGGUGGAUCUGGAUGUCUUUAAUAAAUGCCUUGAGGAGAAUGUAGUGACUGAGGGGUUAGGGGAGUCCUCUGUGGCGAAUCAAAGUGCUACUCUAGCAUUGCCACAUCAACCUGGCAUCUCAGAAAAGGAGUUAUAA